AUGAUCAGUGAGUUAGAAGAUCUCGAAAGGGACAUUGCCUGUGGGCUCGAACAGGUUGCUAAAGGUCUGCAAGAACGAUACGUGGAGUUUCAACCUCUUCUAAAAGUUGCUGAAGACGACAUAGUUAUGAAAUUAGAAGAUUUAUCGAAUGCCGUCAAUGAGAAGCUGCAACUUGCGGACAGCUUCCUACGCGAAAACAGUAUGGACUCGUCCGCAGAGCAGAAGUCACGCAUGACUUUGACCGCUCAAGAUCGGCUUCUGCGCAAGAAACUAUCCGACUUGUCAGAUUGCCGUCAGUUGCUGGACAAAGUCCAGAAUAUCGAAGGUCUACUGAUUUCAUGCCGUUCAAAUUCGCUCAGUAAAAUUCAUGAAGCCCGUAAUUUGCUAGAAUGUGAAGCGCUUCUCAACGAUAUCACGCAGGACGAUGGAUGGCCAGUUUUGACUGGUCGUGUACGUGAUAUGCUUCGUGACGAAGUUUCGUUUAUGAUGAAAUCGCUCGUAUAUGUUUUGACCUGCAGUUUUGAUGAAUUCGUUUCCUACCCAUCAACCGAUGUGAAAGGAACUGUGCACAUGCACAUUCGAAACAACGACUCGAACGACGUAUCUGAGAUGUUAGCUGCUUUGAGCUUGUUGGGAGAACUCGACAAACGACUGAAAAAAUGGGCUACUUACAUCGUGAAGAACUUCGUUCAGCCUAUUGUCGACAGCGGAAAUGGUGUGGAUCCGUACGAAAGAUUCAAUAUUUCCCAGUGUGUUGCCGCUUCAAUUCCGGUGCAGGAUUCUGAUGGUUCCAAGUUGAAUCAUGCUAUGGAAAUUGCCGAGCAGUUCAGGAAGGAUAUGAUUGAGUUGGGUUUCUUCAACGAUGCGACGCCUACGUUCCAAGCAUUUUCCGAGCAGCACUUCACAGUGUUUAUUGAUCGAAGAUGUUUGGAGGUCAUCAAAAGGGCGAAAGAAUUGAUUUGCAUGCCGUAUUUGGAGUUAGCUGAGGUAGGCAGUGGUGAAGAAGUCAGCGAAGAGACCAUUCUCCAAUACAAGGAGGCGUUUGGUAAAAUGAUGCCGAAAUCGGUUACCACAAGUGACAGUUUGUAUCCGCUGCUACUACAGCUCCCGCGUUGUAAAGUCAGCCAGUCCACGGUCGAUCUGAUGGAGCUUCUUUUUUCCACGUUGAAUGAUGCGGUCACUACUGACAACGAGAAAUUGAGUGCUCGCCUCACGUUGACUGCGCGUAAUGUGGUCCAGUUGUUUGAGUUAACAGCCCCGCGACAUCAUGGAACAGCGAUUUCAUCGAUGCCACAAAUGGCUGCAAUAUUCUAUAACAAUUGCUACUACAUUUGCCACCGUCUGAUGUUGAUGCCGUUCAGCGUUUUAAAAGGAGUUAACAAACAGUCUGAAAAGUAUGCCAAUUUCCGUCCGAUUCUGACAGAUUCACUCUGGAAACUACGAGAAAUAGCAGCUGAUAUGUUGGAGCAGACGAUUCGACAAUGUCGACGGGACAUCAGUGUGAUGUUGGCAAAAGAUGAUUUGUUUGUAAAAAUCGACGACCUCGAACGCUGUGAUGAGACAAAAGACGUCCUUAACGCGUGCCUCAAACAUGUACAGAACAUAUCUCACCUUCUCAAGGGCAUUUUGGCUGAGAUGGUUUACUCACAAACGAUGGCCAAUAUUGUCUCAUUUCUUCUGGACAGCAUUUGCGAUGUGAUCCUUCGAAUGGAAGACAUACGGUCGGUGGACGCGGAUAUCUCGGCCGAUAUGGUCGACACAUUAUUGACAGAACUGGCACCAAUUUUCAGAAUCAAUGGCCGCUCAGCGAUUCACGAGGUCUGUUCCACGUCGUACUUCCGUACAAAAGAGAUUAUUUUUUGUCUGAAAGGGAGUCUUCAGAGCAUCGAUGACCGUUGGUGUAGCGCUAAAGGCCCGUUGGCCCAGUGGCUUCAACCUGGAGAAGUUCGAUCACUUAUCAAGGCACUUUUUAUGAAUACGGAACAACGACGCCAAUUGCUGGACUCGAUCUUUUGA
Ostertagia ostertagi is the source of this 2016-nucleotide messenger RNA. The record is from the annotation of a GenBank genome assembly. NCBI's taxonomy places the organism in Eukaryota, Metazoa, Nematoda, Chromadorea, Rhabditida, Trichostrongylidae.